GGCUAGCAAUCAGCAAAAAAGGGUGUCUCCCACGUUUUGCCAUUUUAUUUGCUGCUUCGGAUUCACGACGAGACAUUGUGUGGAUGAAGGAUGCGUGAGUGCACGGUGUCGAAAUCGAACUGUAAACGGGGAGUUUAAGUGAUGGAACAUAGUAGUCGCGGUUGAACAUCGAAUGGAUCGAAUGGUGCUGGAUUACGAACCCACUAUCACACACAGUGGAUAAUAAGUGUGCUAAGUAAUACCUUUACAGUACAUAAGUAAGGUGUAUUAUAAUCCCACACUGGGGAUGGAUGAAACGGCAUUAGCUGCCGAGGGGGCACUGGUCGUUGCGGGUGUUGCCCCUAGAACAAUUCUCGCUCAGAUAUCCGUUGCGCUCAUAGCCGUAGCAGUCACCGCGGUGUACAUUUUAAAGAAUUUACCGGACACACCACCAUUGGAUCACCCGUCACCGAGGACCAGGAGUCGGCGGGCAGUAGACAGGUCGCCGCAGAGAGACGUGCAGCGUCGCAUUGAGGGAUUCGGCGAGGAGAACGCACGAGAUGCCGUUGAUAAUGCGGGGGCGAGCACAAGUCGUCAUGAGGGAACGAGGGAGAAUGACACUGGAGCGAGUCACUCGAGUUCGCUGGAGGAAUACCGAGCCAUAAUAUCGAAUGAUGAUUACCAAGAUCUCUGUAGUACACCUGAUGAUGCAGACAAGAAGUCUGUAAAGAGGAAAGGAUCAAAGGAGUGGCCCACAUCACUUGAGAGUAUAGAUGAGGAAGAUGAAGAUGAGGAGUCUAAGACACCUAGAGGUGAUGCUCAAGGAGGAGGUGAACCCAAACCCAAGCAGAGUCCAACAAGGGGCUCGCGCGUACCCAAGUGGUAUUUCUCAAAAGCUUCAAGUGGCAUUCCUACUUUACCAAAAGACCGCGAUUACGAAGACCACUUUGAUAAUAUUCCAAACAAAACCUCAAGUGAGUAUAAUGACGAGGCGCGUAAAACUGCGAUCACUGGUUUCCGUGGUCCAUCGAUCGGCAUCGUUCAACGGAAACCAUGGCCUAAAGAUGGCGCUAUUGGCUCAUCAUCUCCAAACGCUCAUGAAUAUGGAGUGAAUAUUCAUAAUGAUUUCCAAACUAUCAGCCAAUCAGAGGAUGCAGAUUUAAAUAUCGCCAGAAAUAAUUUUCUCCAAAAAGGUCAGCUCACUCACGCUUCAUUCGAUCAAGCCGAAAGAAUUUACAUUCCUGAUAUUCGGAUACUUGAGCCGAAUGUCUCAUCAAACGGUUACGAGGUUGGCUCAGAGGGACCGGGAGGGGACGAGAGCGUAUGGGUGGAAACGCACGCCUCGACGGUAUGCCUACCAGAGAAAAGUCACGAUGAGAUAACAACCGAAGUUGUCCGGGUCACUCUAGACGAUGACGAAGACGAAGAUGUCAGCGAUGCAUCAAUGGAGAUAGCGCGUGUCUUUAAUACACCAACACCUAAGCCCCGUACCAGUGUUCCCCACACCCGUCCAGGUACCUCUCAUUCAACACAAGAUACCCAAACAGCCCCACCAAGGGUCACAAAAACGCCAACUUCUCAAAAAGUUCCUCAACAUUCGAGUUCGGACAUUGACCGUAGCCGACGCGAGGAACGUGCCUUGUACACGGGUGCCGGGCAGCGCGCUGCCGGGCAACCGUCAACAAAUUCCAAUGAAAGAUUAUAUAAACAAACCAAACUUGGCGAUUCGGUGACUAUGAAGAGUGACGCGACUCUAAAGCUCGGGGUACAAACAAGAACAAAUUUUAUAGAGAGGGACAAUAUUGACACUGUUGAUAAUACCCACAAUGGCUCAGCGGCAGGCUCCCUUCACGGCAAAACGCACAUUGGAUCUCGUGCGUUCACGCUUGUCGGUAGUAAACCCAAACCCGCUGAUGAACCUGUUACUCAAUCCGGUUUAAAUACACAUGUAAUCCAUGCGGAGAUAAAUUCAAUACCUGACACGGAGAACAGUGUUAGUCCCACUGACACCCAAACCGCCCCAUGGGGCCGAUCGGUAAAGAAAAUCCAGUUGCUGACGAGUCGAUCGCCUUACGGAAGCGGGACAACGAGUUUAUCAACAGGACUAUCAUCUGAUGAAAACAACAAACAACGGGUCAACAGUGCACAAAUUACAGCACAACUGGAAAGUGUGCAUCUUGAAAAACGCAGUGAAAUACGUGAUAACUUGCCAACUGCGAGCGCAGGGAGAAACUUCGAGACAAAAUCAGCAUUGGUUACAGAUGGAAAAGGAAUCCACACUGUGAUUGGUCAUGGGAAUGAAAUAGAUGGGAGGUCCACAUGUGAUGGAGACUCUCAAAGUGAAACUUCGGAGUUAGACGAGCUAAGAGCGACACUUACUGACAAUUUACCUUUGAAACGACCCAAGAAAUUGCUGCUGAACGAAACAACACAAGCUAAGAAGAGAGAUGUUUCACCCAUAAAGUCUGAAAACUCAGACAGUCGUGAGAACGAUCACGAACGUUCUGACUUGGAAGUUUCCGUAACUAGCCCGAGUGACGUCAUAUCCGAACAGCUCGAACGUCUUCGGAAAAGCAUUGACAAACUUAAAGUGCCCGACUGGUAUAAGAAAUCAAGUCACUAUCAACGCGUGGUAAACAAAAGACCGCAUGCGAAGUCAGUGGUGUCAGACAGCGACUCUGAACCGCGCAUGACAAGGAGCCCUUCGUCAUGUCCGAGUGAUUGUUGGAGUGUGACGUCAUCUGAUGACGCAGCAGCAAGCCAGCCACCCGUCUCUACGAAGUUAGCUUUCCAAUCCGAAGCCAAGUAUAGACGCGAUUUCCCAGCCUCCUUUUUAAACCAUGAGCCAAUCCGUAACGCAGUAUCGUGCAUUGAACUGCCCACUCGAGCCUCAAUAAAAACACCCGAUGGUGACCCCUUGAACUCCUCGACUCACGCUGACAACAAAGAUCACUGUCAAAGUGCAGAUGACACCAUUUACAGCCAACCAUUUCAUAAUCAAACAUCAUCAUCGCUAAAAGAUGUCAACUACGACGUUCCUCGCACCCAAUCAUCACCUUCACGUGGUCUGCGGCUGCGCAGUAAGUCCGUAGGGGAUAAUCUUGAUCAGAUAACAUACUUCGAUUCGCUUGCUGUAAAGAGGCUUGAGCGUCAUAAGUACGAUUCGAUCUUCUUUGUCACGGGUUAUCUUUGCGAUUCUGACGAGUAUAACUUAGAUGAAGGUACCCGGUCUAAAGGGAAUAACCCCGGUGGUCCCCCUAAUGACUCGGUAGACGAUAUGGAGUAUCGAAGGCGUACCUACGGGUCCAACACCACGGGCUCCUACCCCAGGGACUCGUCAUCACCACAAAAUGGUAACUUGCAAAACGGAAACGAAUUCAUUAAUAGUAGAAUCGAAAUUGAUCAAUUGUCAAAGGAUCGUGUAUCAGAGAGCAAACACUUCACACCGACAUCAAGUAGGCCUGAUUUAAAUGCUGCCAUGGGACCCCAGUCACCACGGACACCUGUCCCCGCACCACGGCGAAAUAUCAUGGGUAGUGCCGUGACGCGAGGGUACCCCCAGUUGACCGAUACUCAUGUGGAUGACGAACUUAAACCCGAUCCUCGUUACAACCAAGACGGCAGCAGAAACACGAAGAUAUCUCCUCGUUUCGCCAUGGUCACCCCGUCCCAUGGUAAGAAAGAAUCCCCCCGCAGCUCGCCAAUAAAUACCAGUCCACGGCGGACAAAUGUCAAGAUCUUAAUAACUGACACCACACUUGAAGAUGACGACAGCGAUCCGUCGAUUGGACGACAGAGUGACCAAGACCCUUCGUCCUCUGACCAGGAGACGGUUGUGGAAGCAACUUCAUGGACGCCACUUGACCUCGACAAGUUGAAGGAUUCAGAGUUUGCCGCUGUGGUGUCCGUCAUUACAUCAAGACACAUGCAGCCUGGAAACCGGUCUGGUAUGUACCUCCCCGGAAGUGGCUUCGUACCCCAACAAGAAGUCACCAUGGAGGAGAUCGUUGACAGCUUGCUUGGUCUGCCUUACCAAAGAGCAACAAGUGCUGUUGAUCUCAACAGCAGUGGAUACCGCGGCAGUAGUUCCACUUCCUCGCCCCUUACUUGCUCCACGCCAGACCUGAGCUCUUCCUGGAGUGCUGGCCAAGGCAGCACCUCAGUUUCUUCUUCAGACAAGAGUCACAGUGUUGAUAGUUUGUAUGGUGAAGGAGACACCAAUGUCCUCAACGCACUCAUCUUCGGCAGGAAAAGACUCGAUGGAGACGGUUACCCUAGUUACGAGGAAGAUGGAGGAGAUGCAGUAGGUGAUGAAAUCAUCAUGGUCAAGUGUAGCUACAAAAAAUGUGCUAAGACUAAAGAGCUCGAGGAGGCAAGGAAGUUUUACAAGACAUGUCAUAACUGUUACACAUACUACUGUUCCAGACAAUGUAGGAAGUUGCACUGGCCUCGACACAAGAAACGUUGUCUCUUUGGUCGUGUGAACAGCGCAUGUAAGCAUGUUCUCUAUCACAGUAGAUACAAUGGGCAGUUGCAGUCUGAUCUAAGUCGAGUGGCUCGUACGGGGUAUCUCUCUCGCGGACGGGGCGCCAUCUUGCUAAUCUUCCCGGACACCGAGGCAGCUGAGAACUACACCUCCAAGGGGUUCGACGCUCUCCCGAGCCCGCCCACUUACUCAACCGUCCGUGAGCUACAAACCUUUGACCUUUUCGGUGACCACAUGAAGUUUCUGCUGGAGAUGUGUUGCUCGUACGACCCUGAGAACAAGUUUGUCAUCAAUGUUGCUAUCAUGGCGAGCGGAGAACAGUACCGUGGUCAUCGGCCGAGGCGGACGGCAGAAAUGGCCGUCAAGAAAUGCGCCAAGCUCAAACUCAGUCUCAUGAACCACAGCACUGACCCAACAGGCAAAGAAGCAGACCAGGUCCCCGAUACUCUCAUUCUUACAUCACCAACGGGACCGCAGGGAGACGGGAUACUCGACCGAAAGGCAAGACAGGUAUGCUUUGUGCAUAUUCAGCGUCAACUGCGUCAGAGGGGCGUCAGUUUGCGUCACCAGCACGCGGAAAUCUACGACAAGCUUUGCCGGUGGGUGGAGCUCCACGAGCAUUUUGUGCCCGUAACUAUAUACCCAGUGGACGAAAACACGGGGAAAAGAUUCAUGUGUGUUUUGAUGCCCGAAUCGGAACCGAAUGAACUCGGCUGGGUCAACAAUCCAGAACUCCUUGAAGACAUUGACUUAGAUGCAGAACUUGAAAAACUUGAGAAUGUUGCUGGAUUGGUUGUCACUGAUUUAUAACUCUCUCCUUGAGACCGAACGGCACACUUAUACUUUCAAAAUCUCAAUAAUUUAUUGCAAAUUAAAAAAAUGCUCAAAGUGGAACAGCAUUUUGGAAUAAUGUUUUUGUUAUGCUCGUCAGAAAAUUUGAAACUAUUUUGAACUUUUUAUUUAUCAAACUCUGCGUGUCUUUUAAGUAGAUUUUUACAUUCGUGCCGAUGCAUUUUAUUUCAAGCAAAGUGUCAAUUUUUUGUUCUUCUUUUCGAUAUCAAUUUUACGCUCACAAACUUCAAUCAAAAGAUAAUUUAGUGGCAUUGACUGAGAACAUUUACCUGUCAGGUACACCGUUCAAUAUUUUAUACAAAACCAAUUUGACUGCAAUUGCCCGCGGUGAAUGAUAACACAACGAAGAGAUUUAUGCAAACAAUCUCCACCUUGGACAUGACCUCGCUGAUGGUGUUCGUUUUAAUCAAGUUCUUUGAUGAUGUGCUUCAAAAUGAGAAUGAGAACUGCCCAUCUGGUUGGAGGGGAAUAAAGAGCAAGGUCAAGGGUCAAGUGUCUUCUGAUGAGGAGGACAGGAUGUUGGUGAUGAAUGUGUUUGGUGAAUCAUUAGAUGGGAGAUGUCAAGGAAGACCACAAGAUGGGUCGUGCUCUAGAUAAGCCCCCAACCUCAGUUCGCAAGGACGGCAUCUUCGGCUGUGAUCUGAAGCUAACCAUCGGUGAAGCUAUCUUUCCGGCCUCACGCUUCUACGAGCAGUUUUCCCUCGACCUCCCCCGCCGUCCAAAUCCAAGGCUAGACCCAUCAACUCUGGAUCUGCCACGCUCGCUGUUUGUCUUGGAGCAGUCUACCGCUAUUUGAUCCAAAUGGAAUCCUUUUAGGCCGUGCAAGACAACUUAGUUGGACAUUGAUACCCUUCCUAUUGGAAACUUAGCGGGAGAAAACAAACCCAGCUGCCCUUGGGGAGAGUGGACAGGGUCGGUGAGCCUUCACUUUAAGUUACAGGUAGUGUGUACCUCAUGCUCUUGGUAGUUGAUCCGGAAGUUCAUGACCAUAACAAAAUACUUGGUAAAGUUAUUCGUGUAAAACAUUGCUAGAAAUUACACAAUUUGAAGACCGUUGUUUGUGAAUUUGUCACCCUUAAACUUGAAUGAGCAGGGCUUCAGUUGAGGCAUAAAGAUCGAAUUCACACAAGUCUACGCAACAAGUGUGUUUUUCUUUCAUUUUUUUUCUUGCAACCUCGAUGAUCAACAGUUCACCCAAAUUUCACAUGUUGGUUAAUUUAUGCAUUUGUUGGAAUACACCAAGUGAAGAUAUGGUUUUUGACAACUACCCAAAGUAU
Asterias rubens (European starfish) is the source of this 6594-nucleotide messenger RNA. RefSeq lists its product as uncharacterized. Gene Ontology annotation, cellular component: apical junction complex; plasma membrane. The transcript has 2 exons. Bases 287 to 5275 code for a protein of 1662 amino acids. Gene Ontology annotation, biological process: cell-cell junction organization. Lineage: Eukaryota; Metazoa; Echinodermata; Asteroidea; Forcipulatida; Asteriidae. The record is from RefSeq and is a predicted model, not a curated record.